CUCGAAAUCUCUUUAUUAACUCACCGUCACCGAAGUGGGUGUAGUGGCCUGCCCUCCGAGUCCCUCCCACUCUCCAGCCUCUCCUCGUCUACCAUCGUGGGGUGGCUGACCUGAUCAGCAGAGCUUUCUGUGCCUCUCGAGUACUACACUCUCUGCAGUUGCAGUCGCGGUACUCAAUUUUAGUAGCAGUACUCUCAUCUAUUUGCGCUGGAGAGAAUUGGAUCGGAGGCGGCGUGUGUAAGCAGCAGCAGCGGUGUUGGACGACCCACUCACUGACUGACUUUGUGGGGAUGUGACUGGUUGAUGUGAAGGACUUAGAGUGGGUGCCCACUCAAGUCGACGAUUCUCUUAUCUAACUUCUGAUCAAUUACUGAUCAUCUGGGUGUAUUGUACACCCCCUGAAAUUUGCGAAUGGAAGCUCUUCAUUUUACACCCCUUACCUUGCACCGUCAACCACAGGCCGCGCUGAGUAUUCACGACAGGGGAAUAAGUACGAAAUCUCACGAGUCAUCCGAUCAGGGAAAACGCGCGCUCGGAGUUGUGCGAGGGGGAGUUGCUACUGGAUCUCAGGCUGAUUCGUCAUUCGGAAGCAGGCAAUUGCAAGCAGGAUGCAACUUUUCGGGUCUCAGGAAAACUCGAGAGUUUGUGGAAUGUUCGAAGAGCCGUAAGUGUAGGUCGGUCAAUCGAUACUGGUGGGAGUCUCUGAGACAGAGACAAUCGAAAUUUUAUUUUCUACCUGUGAGAGCGGGAUUAUCUUCCGCGCCGGUAACAAACCAAGGAUUGUACGAUCCUUCUUUUGACAAGGAUGGGUGUGGCGUCGGCUUCAUUGCCAAGCUCUCCCAGGAGCCGAGCCGUGACAUUGUUAAAGAUGCAUUGGAAAUGCUUGAGCGCAUGGCUCACAGAGGAGCCUGCGGUUGCGAAGAGAACACUGGAGAUGGCGCUGGAAUUCUCGUCGGCAUUCCGCACACAUACUUCUCCCAGGUUGUACCCGAAGAUUUAGGAUGCGACUUGCCACCUCCGGGGGAUUACGCCGUGGGUAUGAUGUUUCUGCCUACUUCAGAGAUUCGUCGAGAGCACGCUAAGAAGGUGUUUACCGAGGUAGCUGAGGCCCUUGGUCACACGGUGCUGGGAUGGCGCCGCAUUAAGACCGACAAUUCGGAUUUGGGAAAAUCGGCCAUUCAGACCGAGCCUGUUAUUGAGCAAGUGUUCCUCACUUCAAGCACACUUUCGAAAAUCGACUUUGAGUCGCAGAUGUACAUCCUGAGAAAAACUUCAAUGUUGGCAAUCCGGGCUGUUCUCAACUUGAAGCGAGGUGCUGCCAAGGAUUUCUACAUCUGCUCUCUUUCAUCUAAAACUGUUGUGUACAAGGGACAGUUGAAGCCCAACCAGCUCACGAACUACUACUACGCAGAUGUCGGUGACGAGAGAUUCACCAGUUUUAUGAGUAUUGUACACUCUCGAUUCUCUACCAACACUUUCCCUAGCUGGGACCGGGCCCAGCCUAUGCGCAUGCUCGGCCACAACGGAGAAAUCAACACACUGCGAGGAAAUGUGAACUGGAUGCAUGCUCGCGAGGGUCUUUUCAAGUGCAAGAACCUAGGGCUUUCCCCGGAGGAGCUCAAGAAGCUACUUCCAAUUGUUGACGCUGGUUCUUCUGACUCUGGUGUGUUCGAUGGGGUCUUGGAGUUAUUGGUGCGGGCUGGACGCUCUCUCCCUGAGGCUGUCAUGAUGAUGAUUCCCGAGGCAUGGCAGAACGACCCUAAUAUGGACCCCGAACGCCGCAAUCUCUAUGAGUACUUCUCGUGCAUCAUUGAGCCCUGGGAUGGGCCAGCCCUUGUGACAUUUACGGAUGGAAAGUAUCUCGGUGCCACACUUGACCGAAACGGACUACGACCUGGACGUUUCUAUGUAACUCACGAUGGCCGCGUUAUCAUGGCCAGUGAAGUAGGAGUUGUUGAUGUAGAGCCCGAGAAUGUUGCCCAGAAGGGCCGUCUCCAUCCCGGUACAAUGCUCCUCGUCGACUUUGAGAACCACAAGGUGGUCGAUGGUGACGAGCUUAAAAAACAACAAUCGUCUAGGUAUCCUUAUGGAGAGUGGCUUGAACGGCAGAGCUUUACCCUGCAGGACGUUGUCAACUCAGUGUCAGAGAAUCUGCGAGUGCCUCCCGCCAUUCUUGGUGAUAAGAAUGUGGCUAGUCCCAAUUUUUCUGCGUCGAACAUGGGAGUAAAGGGGUUGCUAACACCCCUCAAAGCCUUCGGAUACACCAUGGAGAAUUUGGAGAUGCUGCUUCUUCCAAUGGCAAAAGAUGGAUCGGAGGCGUUGGGAUCCAUGGGCAAUGACGCUCCAUUGGCGAUGAUGUCCAACAGGCCUAAGCUCGUGUUCGAGUACUUCAAGCAGAUGUUUGCUCAGGUCACUAAUCCGCCAAUUGAUCCAAUUCGGGAGGCCAUUGUGACGUCCACUCGGUGCAUGGUUGGUCCUGAACACGAUCUGACCGAGACUGUCGAGGAGCAAUGCAAUCGUCUCUCCUUAAGCGGCCCGCUUCUCGAUCUCGGGGAAAUGGAAGCAGUGAAGAAAAUGGAGUACCGCGGCUGGAAGACCAUGGUUGUCGAUACCACCUUCGAUAAGUCUGAAGGCCCUGCAGGCCUCGAAAGCGCUCUCACCCGUAUAUGUGCUGAAGCUCGCAAUGCUGUUGCCGAAGGUUACUCCAUGUUGGUCCUCUCCGACAGAGCAACAUCGGCUCAAAGAGUACCAGUGAGCUCGUUGUUGGCCACUGGAGCUGUGCACCAUCACUUGGUACAGUCGAUGGAGCGUACUCGUAUUGGACUUGUGGUGGAAUCCGCCGAACCUCGUGAGGUGCAUCAUUUCUGCACACUUGUUGGUUUCGGAGCCGACGCUAUCUGUCCAUACCUGGCGAUUGAGACCAUUUCCAGGCUUCAGGUCGAUGGAAAGAUCCCUAUGGAGUGGUCGAGGGAAGAGCUUGUGAAGAAAUAUUUCUACGCGAGUAACUCUGGAAUGCUGAAGGUUCUUGCAAAGAUGGGAAUCUCCACUUUGGCCUCUUACAAGGGAGCGCAGAUCUUUGAAGCGUUGGGACUUUCAUCGGAGGUUGUUUCGAGGUGUUUUAAAGGAACUCCCAGUCGUGUUGAAGGAGCGACAUUCGAAAUGUUGGCCAAGGACUGCCUCAGGUUGCACGAAUUGGCUUUUCCAGCGCGCGAAUCGCCAGAAGGUAGCGCCGACGCCAACGCCCUCCCGAAUCCUGGUGAUUAUAACUGGAGGAAGGAUGGUGAGGUUCACUUGAAUGAUCCCAUGGCCAUGGCCAAGCUUCAAGAAGCUGCACGAACCAACAGUGUUGAGGCCUACAAUGAAUUUUCGAAGUUGACACACGAGUUGAACAAGAAAGUAAACGUGCGUGGUAUGCUCAAGUUCAAAGAGCAGCCAGAGUCUACCAGAAUUCCUCUGGACAACGUUGAAUCUGCUGCGGAGAUCGUGAAGCGGUUCUGUACAGGCGCCAUGAGUUAUGGUUCCAUUUCCCUGGAAGCACAUUCAACUCUCGCCAUAGCCAUGAACAAGCUUGGUGGCAAGUCCAACACAGGUGAGGGAGGAGAAAACCCUAGGAGACUGGAACCACUCUCCGAUGGUUCUCAAAAUCCUCAACGAAGUGCAAUCAAGCAAAUCGCCAGUGGACGAUUCGGUGUGACCAGUUACUACCUUACUAAUGCUGAUGAGCUUCAAAUCAAGAUGGCUCAGGGUGCCAAGCCAGGUGAGGGAGGGGAGUUGCCUGGUCACAAGGUGAUUGGGGACAUUGCUGUCACUCGGAAUUCCACACCCGGUGUUGGCCUUAUCAGUCCUCCACCACACCACGACAUUUACUCCAUUGAAGAUCUUUCUCAGCUCAUUCACGAUCUGAAGAAUGCCAACCCUGCAGCCAGAGUCAGUGUGAAGCUGGUGUCGGAAGCAGGAGUGGGAGUUGUGGCUAGUGGAGUGGUGAAGGGUCAUGCAGAUCAUGUCCUCAUUUCUGGUCACGACGGUGGAACUGGUGCUAGUCGCUGGACUGGUAUUAAGAAUGCUGGGUUGCCUUGGGAGCUUGGUUUGGCAGAAACUCAUCAAACCCUAGUUGCAAAUGAUCUCCGUGGUCGCACUAUUCUUCAAACAGACGGACAGUUGAAGACUGGACGGGACAUCAUGAUUGCUGCCUUGUUGGGAGCGGAAGAAUUCGGAUUCGCUACCGCUCCUCUUAUCACCAUGGGAUGUAUUAUGAUGCGUAAGUGCCACAAGAACACUUGCCCAGUCGGCAUCGCCACUCAAGACCCCGUCCUGAGAGCGAAGUUCGCCGGACAGCCAGAGCAUGUCAUCAACUACUUCUUCAUGGUUGCCGAAGAGGCCAGGGAAAUUAUGGCUAAUUUGGGAAUCUCCAAAAUGGACGAUCUUGUGGGUCGCGCUGAUCUUCUACAGGUGGACGAGGAGGUCAUGGCGGAAAAUGAGAAGCUCGCCAACAUCGACCUCUCCUUGUUGCUGCGCCCCGCAGCUGAGAUCAGACCAGGGGCUGCGCAGAGAUGUGUGCAGAAGCAAGACCAUGAACUGGAGCUUGCGUUGGACCAGAAACUUAUUAGCUUGUCUCAUGCUGCGCUGGAGAGCAAGGUUCCGGUUUACAUUGAGAGCCCCGUUGUGAAUGUGAAUCGAGCAGUCGGUACAAUGCUCAGUCACGAGGUAACCAAACAAUACAAAUUGGAAGAACUUCCUACUGAUACCAUUUAUGUGAAGCUGAAUGGAAGCGCCGGGCAAUCUCUGGGGGCUUUUACGUGCAAAGGGGUCACACUGGAGCUCGAAGGUGACAGCAAUGACUACGUUGGAAAGGGUCUUUGUGGCGGUAAGAUCAUCGUGUAUCCUCCGAGGUCUAGCACAUUUGAUCCUAAGGAGAACAUCUUGAUCGGUAAUGUUGCCCUCUAUGGAGCAACCAGCGGAGAGGCAUAUUUCAACGGUAUGGCAGCAGAAAGGUUUGCUGUGCGUAACUCUGGAGCGAAGACCGUUGUAGAAGGAGUUGGAGAUCACGGAUGCGAGUACAUGACCGGUGGUGUUGUCGUGGUCCUUGGUGAGACUGGCAAGAACUUCGCUGCGGGAAUGAGUGGAGGUGUUGCAUAUGUGCUCGACAAGGAAGGUACUUUCUCGUCAACUUGCAACACGGGGUUAGUUGAUUUGGAUCCCGUGGAAGAGGAAGAGGACGUCAUGACUCUAAGGGCUAUGAUUCAGCAGCAUCAACGCCACACUAAGAGUCAGCUCGCAGGAGAAAUUUUAGCCAACUUUGAUUCCCUGCUUCCUAGCUUCAUCAAGGUGUUCCCCCGCGACUACAAGCGUGUGUUGAAGGAAAUCAAAGCUAAAGAGGAGGCAGAGAAAAUGAAAGUAGCUGCCGCUGCGGUAGCUGACGCGGGGCUUGCGGCUUCAGUUGCUAAUAGCGCACCAAAGGUUGAGGAGAAGGCAGCUCCUUCCACCAUUAGGCCUACCGAAGUCUCGAACCCAAUUAAGCACGGUGGAUUCGUGAAGUAUGAUCGGAAGCCGUUGCCUUAUCGACCUGCGGAAGAGAGAAUGAAGGAUUGGGGAGAAGUCUUGGCCUCCGACAACCAGGAUGGCCUCGUGAAGACGCAGUCAGCCAGAUGUAUGGAUUGCGGCACUCCCUUUUGCAACCAGGACAAGACUGGCUGCCCCUUGGGAAACAAGGUCCCUGAAUGGAACGAACUUGUUUACCAGAACCGGUGGAGGGAGGCCUUGGAUAGGCUUCUGGAGACAAACAACUUUCCCGAGUUCACAGGCCGCGUCUGCCCUGCCCCUUGCGAGGGAGCUUGUGUUCUUGGCAUUAUAGAGAACCCCGUGUCAAUUAAGACUAUGGAGUGCACGAUCAUCGACAAGGGCUUCGAGAAUGGAUGGAUGGUUCCAAGACCGCCUUUGAAGCGGACUGGGAAGAAGGUGGCCAUCGUGGGCAGUGGUCCGGCAGGACUUGCAGCUGCUGACGAACUGAACAAGAAGGGCCACUCCGUGACAGUCUUUGAGCGUGCAGACAGGAUUGGAGGUUUGAUGAUGUACGGUGUUCCCAAUAUGAAGACCGAUAAGGAGAAUGUUGUGCAGAGAAGAGUAAACCUUAUGGAAGCGGAGGGUGUGCAAUUUGUGACCAAUGCACAUGUUGGGGUGGAUCCCGUCUACUCGGUUGAAAACCUUCGGUCUGACUAUGAUGCUCUGUUACUAGCGACUGGUGCAACUAAGCCAAGGGAUCUUCCUGUGGAAGGUCGCGAUCUGGCUGGAGUUCACUUUGCAAUGGAGUUCCUACACAAGAAUACCAAAAGCCUGUUGGACAGCAACUUGGAAGAUGGACAAUACAUUUCUGCCAAGGGGAAGAAGGUAGUUGUUAUCGGAGGCGGUGACACUGGAACGGAUUGCAUUGGCACAUCUGUGAGACACAGUUGCGCUAGUGUUGUCAACUUGGAGCUUCUUCCUCAGCCACCACAAACAAGGGCGGCCAACAACCCAUGGCCUCAAUGGCCUCGCAUCUUUAGAGUGGACUACGGGCACGAAGAGGCAGCCACCAAGUUUGGAAAAGAUCCUCGCUCUUAUGAAGUCCUGACUAAGAGGUUCAUUGGUAAUGAGAAGGGAGAGGUCACAGGAAUGGAGCUUGUGCGAGUAGAAUGGAGCAAAGGGGCCGAUGGAAGGUUUCAAAUGACCGAGGUUGUUGGAUCUACCCAAAUCAUCGAAGCUGACCUUGUUCUUCUAGCCAUGGGUUUCUUGGGCCCUGAGCAAAACAUUGCAGAGAAAUUGGGACUUCAGACCGACGCCCGAUCCAACUUCCAAGCAGACUUCGGCAAGCAUGCAACCAACUCGCAAGGUGUGUUCGCAGCUGGUGAUUGUCGGAGAGGGCAGUCUCUGGUAGUGUGGGCCAUUGCGGAAGGGAGGCAAGCAGCUGCCCAAGUAGACAAUUACCUCAUGGUAAAGGAGGUUGUUCUGGAGCAACUGCCGUCAGAGGAGCAUAUCCGUGAGUUCAUUGCCACCAGUAGCGUACAAUAGCUGUAGCCAUAUGAGGGAGAAGUCCUCGUACAUGAGAUAAUAUUAUGUUCAAGAAGACAGUUUUGGAGGGUGCAUUGCAAUAUUAUAGCUCAAAUUAUGCUGAUGAAUCCUUUCUUAGGUCGGAAGCUAUGGAGAGAUUUAUAAACCAGUGGGUAGUGUUUUUGACUCUCGGGUGGCUGAGUUCCUCAUCCAUAACUGGUCGUGUACAGUGAAUUCUUCUCAAAGGAGAAUUAUUGUCCUUGUACAGUGAGGAAACAUUCCCGCUGUACACGCUUUACGGUCAUCUUCGGUUCUGCAAGUGUUCUUUUCUUUC
Physcomitrium patens is the source of this 7357-nucleotide messenger RNA. Its product is annotated as glutamate synthase 1 [NADH], chloroplastic. The record is from RefSeq and is a predicted model, not a curated record. Gene Ontology annotation, molecular function: glutamate synthase (NADH) activity; FMN binding; flavin adenine dinucleotide binding. Lineage: Eukaryota; Viridiplantae; Streptophyta; Bryopsida; Funariales; Funariaceae.